CACAAUUACAGAUGGUGUUUAUUAAUUAAUCAUAGAUAUUAGAUAGAAUCGUGAGUGUAUUAUAUAUUUAAAUAAAUUAAAUUAAAAUGUUGUCAAGCUUAGUGAAGGAACAUCAAUCUAAGCAAUCAAUACUUAAAGCAAGUCAAGAACAAAAGAAAAAAGAAGCAAUUGCAUCGACUAAUGAUUUGACACAAGCUUUAGUCGAUCAUCUUAAUGUGGGAGUGGCACAAGCUUAUCUGAAUCAAAAACGUUUAGAUGCCGAGGCAAAACAAUUACAAAUUGGGGCACAAAACUUUGCCAAACAAACACAGCAAUGGUUACAACUUGUUGAAAAUUUUAGUAGUGCUCUUAAAGAAAUAGGUGAUGUUGAAAACUGGGCCAAAAGCAUAGAAUCAGACAUGAAGACAAUAACCCUUUCUCUUGAAUUUGCAUAUAAAACGACUCGAGAAAGUAUAUGAUAUAGAGAUAAGAACUAACAGGUGCAUCUUUCUUAAUGUAAUAUAUUUGUUGAAAAUGAAAUGUUUAAUGCAUGAAAUAUUGAGUUAUAUAUGUACUGUAUACCAAUAUUUGAUGAGUUAAAUGUAUAAAAUAGUAAGUUUUUACACAAUU
Ctenocephalides felis (cat flea) is the source of this 609-nucleotide messenger RNA. Its product is annotated as biogenesis of lysosome-related organelles complex 1 subunit 1-like. The transcript has 3 exons. Gene Ontology annotation, biological process: endosomal transport. Bases 87 to 458 code for a protein of 123 amino acids. The record is from RefSeq and is a predicted model, not a curated record. Lineage: Eukaryota; Metazoa; Arthropoda; Insecta; Siphonaptera; Pulicidae. Gene Ontology annotation, cellular component: BLOC-1 complex.